AUGAAAAGAUUUCGUAAAGGUAAAGGUAAGAAAAAGUUUAUCGACAAAAAGACUGCAGUCACUUUCCGGCUGGUAAACCGUAGCCAGCACGAUCCCCUGUACGUCGAUGAAACGGCACCACAGCACGUACUGGUACCGGUACGAGUACCGGCAAAGUACGCGAAUUUGAUUGCCAACAGUACCCGUCCAGUGGUCGAAGGAAAGAUUGAUGAGGCCAAACGCAAAAAAGAACAAGCAAAAUAUGGCAUCUUUUUCGACGAUGAUUACGAUUAUCUGCAGCAUCUCAGGGAACCGGAUCGUAAUGAAGUGGUGUGGGAACCGGUUGCCCCGAAAGCAUCCACCACUAAGCAGCAGCCUACCACAUCGGACACAAAAGAUGAAGAGGCUGUCCGGAUUAAGCUGCCCAGCUCGGUGUUUGCUUCCGAGUUUGAGGAAAAGGAUGGUAUCAUGAAGAAAGCGGUUGAGGUGACGCGUGGUCCACGUCCCGAUUGGGAUCCGGACGUAGUCGCCGCACUGGAUGAAGACUUUGAUUUCAGCGAUCCUGAUAAUGCGCUGGAGGAUAACUUUAUGGAGCUGGCGAUGCAGCCUGGCGACGGUGAUGACGAUGAGGAUGGUGACUACGAUGGCGAAGGCUCUGAACGUGAAUACGAUACGGAGGAUAUGGAUGAUGAUUACUCGGAUGGGGAAGAACGGGAUGGGCUAGGACCGCUUGAGGAUGGUUUCGGCAGGGAGGAAACGAAAUCGCGCUUUACAGAAUACUCAAUGUCUAGCAGUGUGAUCCGACGCAACGAGCAGCUAACGUUGCUGGACGAUCGUUUCGAAAAGUUCUACGAACAGUACGACGAUCCGGAGGUGGGCCCACUGGACUGUGAGGAAAUCGAAGGGUACGUUGAACCGAACGAUGAUGUACUGCUGAGAUGUGCGGAAGAGUUUAAGCGAAAUCGGGAGGUAAAGUUUGAUGCCGAGUUUGAGAAGCAGUGGAUUCGUGAACGUCUUUCGCAACUGCAAGAGGAACAGUCCGACGAGGAAGUCGAUAUGGUAGUGGAGGAUAGUGAACAGAAAAAAUGGGACUGUGAAAGUAUCCUCUCCACCUACAGUAACAUCUACAACCACCCGAAGCUGAUUCAGGAACCAAGGAAGGCACGCAAAAUUGUCAUCAAUCCGAAAACGGGUCUGCCCGAAAAUGUGCUCGGUGCCGAGGGUGGCAAACUGACGAUGAAAUCCAUUGCCAAACUCGAACAGGGUGAAAGUGACAAACCAAUCGGCCCAAAAUCGCUCUGCGACGGAAGCGUUAUCUCCACACUAAGCGUGCUUUCGAUCAGACCUAAAGACGAAACACCGGAGGAAAAGCGUGAGCGCAAAAAGCUGCUCAAAGAGUACCGCGCCGAACGCAGGAUAGAACGCAAGGCAAACACGCUGGCAUUCAAGAUGGAAAAGCAACUGCAGGAGAAGAGCAAGAUCAACAGCAACAUGACUUCGGCCCAAAGGAUCGUUUGACGUUGGCAAGC
This is a messenger RNA of Anopheles maculipalpis, 1508 nucleotides long. RefSeq names its product protein LTV1 homolog (gene LTV1). Gene Ontology annotation, cellular component: cytosol; preribosome, small subunit precursor; nucleus. The transcript has 6 exons. Gene Ontology annotation, biological process: ribosomal small subunit biogenesis; ribosomal small subunit export from nucleus. Bases 1 to 1497 code for a protein of 498 amino acids. NCBI's taxonomy places the organism in Eukaryota, Metazoa, Arthropoda, Insecta, Diptera, Culicidae. The record is from RefSeq and is a predicted model, not a curated record.